AGAUGCCCUUUUUUUUUGUAGGCCUCAGGAAGUAAAUAAAGAGGAACUGGAAGGAAACAGCAUGAGGUGUGGUCGAAAACUUGCAGAGGGUGGCCAUUACUGCUGGCGGUGGACUGGGUUCAACUUUGGCUUUGACCUUCUUGUCACUUAUACAAAUGGUUACAUCAUUUUCAAGCGGAAUACGCUGGAUCAGCCGUGCAGUGGAUCAGUCAGUCUGCAGCCUCGGAGAAACAUAGCCUUCAGGUUACGUGUAACCUCUUUUGAUAGCAGCGGGAAAGUUACUUUCAGUAGAACAACAGGAUAUCAGAUUCUAACCUUUCAGAAGGACCAGGAGCAGAUAGUGAUGAAUUUGGACAGAAGCCUCCUGACCUUCCCGCUCUACAUCUUCUGUAACUUUUUGUACACAUCGCCAGAGAAGACGACCGACAGCGAGGCACUGCCAGAUAACUCAGAAACCUGAGACCUCUUUAUAUAUUAUAUAUCUAUAUAUUUUAUAUAUAUAUAUAUGGCCUUAGUAUACUCCUAUGCAUAUCUGAAAAGAUCAUCAGAAAUUGUGUAGGCCAAAACUAGUUAUCCCAUAUGUUUUUUUAAUUUCUGUUCUGCACCUGCAGACAGUAGCCAUUCCGUGGUUAAGAAAUGUUAGACUUUUUAUUUUCCUGGGUGAAAACUGAGCCAAAUGGGACAGGGGGAGUUUGUGUGAAUGACAUCUUACGAACUUUCCUGUCAGAUUCUGAGCACGCAUUGUAGGACGCGUGGUUUUUGUAGUGUCUUAUUUGUUUGUGGGUUGGUUUUUUUUUUUAAAUGACUGAUCUGUAAAUACCA
Messenger RNA from Phalacrocorax carbo (great cormorant), 822 nucleotides. The record is from RefSeq and is a predicted model, not a curated record. NCBI's taxonomy places the organism in Eukaryota, Metazoa, Chordata, Aves, Suliformes, Phalacrocoracidae.